Magallana angulata is the source of this 4009-nucleotide messenger RNA. RefSeq names its product trichohyalin-like. Gene Ontology annotation, biological process: muscle contraction. The record is from RefSeq and is a predicted model, not a curated record. Bases 382 to 2745 code for a protein of 787 amino acids. Gene Ontology annotation, cellular component: troponin complex. Lineage: Eukaryota; Metazoa; Mollusca; Bivalvia; Ostreida; Ostreidae. The transcript has 24 exons.
UUUCUGUAGCAAAGGUACCGGUAUAUUCCAUUUGAAUACACCUGGGGUCAGCAUGAGCAUGACUGUGAAUGUGUAUUGCAGAUUUCAUUCACGCCCUCAAGUCAGUCCUACAUUGUACUCUCCAGUAAUUCCCAGAGAUGUACAGUAAGCGAUUAGUGGAGACCCAGACCAGAAGAAUGCAGGGACCCAGUUGGCUAGCAGGUGAUGUGUCGUCUUGUCUGGUCAGCUGUCUCAUGGUCAUCUCCAGUCAUGCGUGACUGAACGGCAGACCAUCUGAAGACCAUAUUCCACAAAGAAGGAUAUCCAGAUUAGCUGUCUGGACCAAUUAACAGCUUUUCAGGGGCUUUCAUUUUUCGUAGGGACUAAUCCAUACAUAUCAUCAUGAGCACAUUAGAAGAAAGACGUGAGGCCCGUCGCCGGCGGCGACAACAGGAGGAGUCUGGGCCUCAGUUGAACGGUGACGAUGACCUUGACGAACGGUUGAGUCAGCGCCGAAGGGAACGGGAAUCAAGGUUGAAACUCAUAGCUGCGGGUGUAAAUGCAAUAAAUGGAGAGGAUGAAUUGGAACGUCGGCGGAGGGAAAGGCGAGAGCAACGGCUCAGGUCCUCUGAGGUCGCAGAGGAUACCAGCACCUCCAACCGCCGCACGCGUCGCAGAGGAACAGAGGACGAGAUAGAUGCUACAGAGGAAUCUUCAUACACAAGCACGCGUUCUCGUCGCCGACGUGGAUACGAUGAGGAGGAAACCCCAGAAGCCGCUCCUGAGGAACCACAAGUAGACCCAGAGGAAGCAGCUCGCAAGCGCCGGGCAGCUCAAGCCGAGCAGGAAAGACAGGAAGAGGAGGAGCGAGCUCGACGAGAAGAGGAAGAAGAAGAGCGCCAGAGACAGGAGGAAAUCCGACGCCAGCAGGAAGAGGAGCGUAGGAAACAGGACGAAGAGAGAAGAAGACAGGAGGAGGCUGAGCGUGCUAAGAGGGAAGAAAUAGAUAACAUACUAGACAGACAGAAAAAAGAGCGGGAAGAGCAAGAAAUACGAAUCAACGAAAGAAUACGCAACUUACAGAGUGUUAAUGACACGGUGAAUGACGACUUGUUUAUUGACGAGGACGAUUGGAAUAAUCACACAAACAACAGCGUGCACGGAAAUAAGUUAUCAGACAUGGAGAGGAGAAAAUUAGAAAGCAACAAAACCAGUCAGUUAAAGACAUUUUUUGAGGAUAGAAUGGAGGAGCAAAAAUCAAAUGAACUCCAUCUUGAAAUCCACAGGAAAGAUGGAUCUAAUAAACGCCAGCAUCCAGGUAACCUAAGUUUGGAUGAGUCGAGCCAGUCUCAUGUUCAAGAAAGGCUAAUCAAAUAUCAAUCUUCACUUCAGAUUUCACCAAAGGAUGCAUCGCUUUCACCCAAAGAUCUGCAUGUCUACCAUGCUAAAGUUAUCUCCCCUGGCUCAGAUCGCUUAAAAGAUAUUCAAAAAAGAUUUGAGGGGGAGAAAUCAAAUGGGGAUCUCAGCAAUAAUAGACUCGGGAGAUUGAGUGCAAGUGAAACUCAUCUCAAUAUUACAGAGAAAACAGAGUCUCCUCGAUUUGGAAGUAAAAAGGUGUUAGACAGAUGGCAGCCAGCCCAUAAUUCACAGAAAUCUCCCUUAGCAACAAGUUUUAAAGCCACAAGCACAACCAAUAUGGACAGUGGUGCAUCACGCAAAUCUGGCACAGUGACACUCUUGGCAUCAAAAUUUGCCACGUCCAAAGAAUCUCUGAACGAUAAUCAUGUGACUUCACCCACAACACUGAAGCAUUCUGGGUCGUUUAAGGAUGUAUCAUCAAUACGACGACACUGGUCAGAGAGCAGAGAUUUGACAGAAAAAUCGGAACCUGCUCCUUCUAGUUUAAGGAGGCAGAAAUCUAUGGGAGCCAAAGUUUCAGAGAGAUGGCAGUUUGAGAAGCAAGAUGGUGCAUCCUCAUCAAAAAAUAACAAGGAACCAUCAUCUCCGUUUAAAUCAAAUAGAGAAUCACCGUCAUAUCAAGAAAGUCAACUCAUUUCUCCAUGUAGGUCAAGGCCACUGUCAACUUCUUCCAGUGAUAGUCAGAAAGACGUUGUUGUUGCAACCCCUGUUACCAUAACAACAAAUGGCUGGCAUCGUACAAACGGGACUAAGGAAGAAGAGGAGAGGAUUGAGCGAGAGCGAUUGGAGCGGGAAGAACAGGAGCGUGAAGAAGCAGCAAGAAGGAUGGAAGAGGAACAAAAGAAGAGAAACCGCAAGAGGAAAGGGUUGGGAGGACUUGACAAAGAAAAGAAGAAUAAGCUCAAAGAUUUGCAUGGUGACUCUGAUUCUGCCGAUGACGAAGACGAGGAAAGCAUGUCAUCCAGUGAUUCUUCUUCCUUUCACACCUCCCACUCAAACCCCCGACCAAUGCACAGAGUCACCCCCCUCCCAUCUGACCUGGAAAGCAUGAGUAAAGCUGCUCUUAUUAAACUAUGCAAGGACCUUCAUACUUUGAUGGCCACCCUGGAGGAAGAAGUCUAUGAUUGGAACAUGAAAGUUAGGAAACAGGAAGGAGAAAUCAACUCUCUAUCUCUCAAAGUGAACGAUUCCAAAGGAAAAUUCGUUAAGCCUGUUCUUAGAAAAGUCAACAAAGAAAGCAAAUUUGAUAAGCUUAAGAAAGAUAAAUCAGAUUUCCGUGGCAAUUUGAAGUCCACAGGACAGAGUAAAUAUGCAUUGGAUGAGGAAGGGGAAGAAAAGGCGGAAUAAAUUAUCAACCUGGUUUCUACGCUAGCUAUAAAUUGAGGCUAAAUAGAAAAAACCCAGAGGCAAUGAUUGCAGUGUCGGAGAAAUUAGAAGAAGAAACAUCAGUAGUUGGCGAUUGUCCUAAAAUUACCCAUGAUUUUAACGUCCUCCUGUGUGGUUUCGAUGUUUUCAACCAAUUUUAUUUUUUCUUCUGAUUAUCAAUUAAUUUAUGUGUGGGACACAGUAUAAAAAUGUUUCAUCUUUCGAAGUAGAAUUUUUUGUUCAGUUUUUUUUUUUCUGAAACAUUGUUUUGUCUGGACUGUGGUUAAUCUCAUAGCAAUUCUAUUAGAAUGUAUAUGUGUACAUUUUACAUAAUAUUUCUUCUCUUUCAUACCAACAUGUACGAUUAUAAUAUGUUAUAUCGUGUAAAACAGUUAUGAAUGUAUGAAAGGUUGAUCUUAAAUUUUUUUUGUCUUAAUGGAAGGUAGUUGUUUUCACAUAUUGUGAAUCAAUCUAUGCAGACUGUGUCUGGAAUACCCAGAAGUAAUCUUUAAACUAUUUUCUAACAUCAAAAAUGUCAUGCCAAAACUAAUUAGUUUUGAGUUUAUUUCUAUGAACUAGGUUUAUAGUACUUCUUUAAUAUGCUAGCAGGACAUCAUUGAAGUAAAACUAUGUUGAAUAGGUUUUUAGGCUUCCAAAGAAGGCUUCUUCACCUGCAGAUGAUAAUUAACAACUAAUUAAUGACCGAAAACUUUAGGAAAAGCCUUAUAGAUAUACCUUUAUUGUAUUUAUUAAUAUUGUGGCAGUUGCUGUGUACUUGUAAAUAUGUGUGAAAUAGAUAGAGACCCCUUGCUGAAAACUAUAGCAGCAGGGUUAUAAUAAUAUAAUUAAUAUUAAUAUGACUACAAUUAAUUAUUGUUCAAAUUAUCUAAUAUAUUAUAUGUUCCAUAGAUAAUAUUCAAGAUUUAUCCAUAUAUGUUUUAAUUAAUAAAUAUUGCUUUUUAUUAAACAUUGGUCUUAGGCAAAUAAUGUACCCUUAUGAAAAAUACAAAAACAAAAAUGCUUUGGCUCUAUAUGUUUAUUUCUAUGUAUGCAUAUAUUCAAAAAUUGAUCUUCAAACCUCUUUCCCCCCAAAAAUUUGAUUGAUAGCAAUUUUACUUUUACUUUGACCAGGAUGGAAUAUAACAUCCAAGUAGUGAUUUCUUUUUCUUUCACUGUGAAUAAGAAAUUUCUGUAAGAUAUAGAUGAGGUAUUCUGUUCAAGCAAUAAACUCAUUCCUUGCCAAAAA